CCACGAUAUAAAAGCUCUGAGCUCAGGUUGAUACUGAACAAAACUCACAUCCUGCUGCAGCCGAACCGAACCGAAGAUGUGGACCCUGACCAGGCUGAUGCUGGUGUUGUGGGUGUGGCAGGUUCAGUCACACAAAGUCGCAGCAGAGACCUUAGACAUUCUGUCCGAGUUAGGAAAAAUAAAAACCCUGGAGGAGAAAGUGAAAACCCUGGAGGAGAGCACGCAGAGCCACAAUACUGACCUGAACUCCAAACUGGAGGAACUGAAACAGCAAAAUGAAGAGCUGAAGGAGAAGCUUGAAAACCUGCAGAAAGAAAACGAAGCGCGACGGGUGGCGUUUUCUGCAUCUCUGUUCACCUCAGAAUCAGGACACGUGGGACCCUUCAGGACUGUAGAGUCUCCCAUCAUCUACAAAAAGGUUCACACCAAUUUUGGAAACGGCUACAAUCCAGAGACAGGGAUCUUCACCGUCCCGGUGAGGGGCGUGUACUUCCUGAGGAUGUACGCCCACUCUCACGCCGGGGUCCGCAUGGCCGUCAGGCUGAUGAAGAACGGAGAGGUUCAGUGCUCCGUCUACUCUCACAUGCCCAGUUCCACCAACGGCAACGCCAGCAACGGCAUCGUCCUGAGUCUGGAGAAAGGGGACGAGAUCUACACCAAACUGUGGGACAACUCCUGGGUUUACGACGACCCGGCUGGGUACACCAGUUUCGGAGGGUUCUUACUCUUCCCCCUGUGAAUCAUCUAAUUAUGUGAUCGCGGUGACAAAGAGCAAAGAGAAAGUUUGUGAACCCUUUGGACUUUAUGGUUAAAAGUAUGUGGACACCUGACUUAACCUGAUAAGCUUAUAGAGGGACAGUGGGAGUCUAGUGGAGCUUUGGACUAUUAAUUGGUUCGAAUCCAAGCUCUGCUAUGCAGCCACUGUUGGGCCCUUGAGCAAGGCCCUUAAUUUGCACCAUAUAAUGGCUGACCCUGCACUCUGACCCCAACUUCCAAACAGUCUGGGAUAUGCGAAAAGGAGCAUUUGUGAGGUCAGGCAGCAGGAAACCUGGGGUCACAAUUAGCAUUCCAAUUCAUCCCAAAGGUGCUGCUUACAUUCAAACGUUUGCAUCAAUGUUGGCAAUACUUCAACUCAGUAAUUACAAGUGGUGUCUAUAUACUAUAUAUAUAUAUAUAUAUAUAUAUAUAUAUAUAUACAGUAUAUAUAUAGUGGGGAAAAUAAGUAUUUGAUCCCCUGCUGAUUUUGUAAGUUUACCCCCUUACAAAGACUUGAACAGUCUAUAAUUUUUAUGGAAGGUUUAUUUUAACAGAGAGAGACAGAAUAUCAACAAAAAAUCCAGAAAAAAACAUUAAAUAAAAGUUAGAAAUUAAUUUGUAUUUAAUUAAGGGAAAUAAGUAUUUGAUCCCCUACCAACCAGCAAGAAUUCUGACCCCCACACACCGGUUAUGUGCCGAUGAGGCUCACAAAUUAGUCCUGUCCCUGUAUAAAAGACUCCUGUCACAGAAUCAGUUUCUUCCUUUCAAAUCUCUCGACCACCAUGUGCAAGACCAAAGAGCUAUCAAAGGACGUCAGGGACAAGAUUGUAGACCUGCACAAGGCUGGAAUGGGCUACAAGACCAUCAGCAAUUCUGGACUGACCUCACCUUUCUCAGAAUCAUUCUUACCCCACCAGGUGAGAUCUUGCAUGGAGCUCCAGAGUGAGGGUGAUUGACUGUGAUCUUGUAUUUCUUCCAUUUUCGAAUUAUCACACCAACAGUGGUCUCUUUCUCACCAAGCUUCUUGCUGAUGGUCUUGUAGCCCAUUCCAGCCUUGUGCAGGUCUACAAUCUUGUCCCUGACAUCCUUUGAUAGCUCUUUGGUCUUGCACAUGGUGGUGGAGAGAUUUGAAUGGAAGAGGGGUGGUGGGGUCAGAAUUCUUGCUGGUUGGUAGGGGAUCAAAUACUUAUUUCCCUUAAUUAAAUACAAAUUAAUUUAUAACCUUUAUUUAAUGUUUAUUUUCUGGAUUUUUUGUUGAUAUUCUGUCUCUCUCUGUUAAAAUAACCCUUCCAUAAAAAUGAUAGACUGUUCAAGUCUUUGUAAGGGGGUAAACUUACAAAAUCAGCAGGGGAUCAAAUACUUAUUUUCCCCACUAUAUAUUUAUCAUGUGUUGUUUUGCCUGAGACGCUGCCAGUUCCCUGUAAAACACCAGCGUAGAGUUUCAUGUUUCAUGUUCUACAUUCCGUCAGCGACUGCUGGGCAGCUCCGUUCCAAAGGGUUCAUAAACUUUUUCCUGCAGGUAAACGUGAGCACGGAUUCUAGAUGUGUUAAUCACCGCUGUGUUAAACCACGUGUUAAUAAAGUUCAGACAUUAAAGUC
Trichomycterus rosablanca is the source of this 2355-nucleotide messenger RNA. Its product is annotated as complement C1q tumor necrosis factor-related protein 3-like. The transcript is spliced from 4 exons. The record is from RefSeq and is a predicted model, not a curated record. Lineage: Eukaryota; Metazoa; Chordata; Actinopteri; Siluriformes; Trichomycteridae. The coding region runs from base 77 to 739 and encodes 220 amino acids. Gene Ontology annotation, molecular function: protein binding.